UCGGCGCGGCGGAGCGGCCGACAUGGAGCCGAGUGGCGGCCCCGGGCCGGGCCCUGUCCCGGUCCCGGGGAACAACAAGGGCCGCGGUGGGGCGGCCGCGCCCGGGAGGGGCCGCGACUUGGCCCGGCCGCCGCGCAAGGACUCCGAGGGCUAUUCGGAGUCACCAGACCUGGAGUUUGAAUAUGCAGACACGGAUAAAUGGACAGCAGAGCUGUCAGAGCUGUACAGCUACACAGAGGGGCCAGAGUUCCUGCUCAACAGAAAAUGCUUCGAGGAGGACUUCAGGAUCCACAUGCGGGACAAGAAGUGGCCGGAGCUGGAGCGGACGCAGCACCGCACGCACGCCAUGCGCCUGCUGGACGGGCUGGAGGUGACGGCACGCGAGAGGCGCCUGCGCGUGGCACGCGCCAUCCUCUACGUGGCACAAGGCACCUUCGGCGAGUGCAGCUCCGAGGCCGAGGUCCAGGCUUGGAUGAGGUACAACAUCUUCCUCCUGCUGGAAGUGGGAACCUUCAACGCCUUGGUGGAGCUGCUCAACAUGGAGAUUGACAACAGCGCAGCCUGUUCCAGUGCCGUGAGGAAACCGGCCAUUUCCCUGGCUGACAGCACCGACCUCAGGGUGCUGCUGAACAUCAUGUACCUGAUUGUGGAGACUGUGCGCCAGGAGGCCGAGGGGGACAAGCCUGAGUGGAAGAGCAUGAGGCAAACCUUCCGAGCAGAGCUGGGAGCCCCCCUGUACAACAAUGAACCCUUCUCUGUCAUGCUCUUUGGGAUGGUGACCAAAUUCUGCAGUGGCCACGCUCCACACUUCCCCAUGAAGAAAGUGCUGCUUCUGCUCUGGAAGACUGUGCUGUGCACCCUGGGAGGGUUUGAGGAGCUGCAGAGCAUGAAGGCAGAGAAGAGGGAGAUGCUGGGCCUGCCCCCCCUGCCCGAGGACAGCAUCCAGGUGAUCCGCAACAUGCGGGCGGCCUCCCCGCCCGCCUCCGCCUCCGACCUCAUCGAGCAGCAGCAGAAACGCGGCCGGAGGGAGCACAAGGCCCUCAUUAAGCAGGAUAACCUCGAUGCCUUCAACGAGCGGGAUCCAUACAAGGCUGAUGAUUCCCGCGAGGAAGAAGAGGAAAAUGAUGAUGACAACAGCCUGGAGGGAGAGACCUUCCCCCUGGAACGGGAUGAAGUGAUGCCCCCCCCUACCCAGCACCCCCCCAGCGACCGCAUCACCUGCCCCAAAGGGCUGCCCUGGGCCCCCAAGGUCCGGGAGAAGGACAUUGAGAUGUUCCUGGAAUCCAGCCGCAGCAAAUUCAUCGGCUACACGCUGGGCAGUGACACCAACACCGUGGUGGGCUUGCCCAGGCCCAUCCAUGAGAGCAUCCGCACCCUGAAGCUGCACAAGUACACGUCCAUUGCUGAGGUGCAGGUGCACAUGGAAGAGGAGUACCUGCGCUCUCCGCUCUCAGGAGGAGAAGAGGAAGUGGAGCAAGUCCCUGCAGAGAUCCUGUACCAGGGCCUGCUGCCCAGCCUGCCCCAGUACAUGAUUGCUCUGCUGAAGAUCCUCCUGGCUGCAGCCCCCACCUCCAAAGCCAAGACAGACUCCAUCAACAUCCUGGCAGAUGUCCUGCCUGAGGAGAUGCCGACCACUGUGCUGCAGAGCAUGAAGCUGGGCGUGGAUGUCAAUCGGCACAAGGAGAUCAUUGUCAAAGCCAUCUCUGCUGUGCUGCUGCUCCUGCUCAAACACUUCAAGCUCAACCACAUCUACCAGUUUGAGUACAUGGCCCAGCACCUCGUCUUUGCCAACUGCAUCCCACUCAUCCUCAAGUUCUUCAACCAGAACAUCAUGUCCUACAUCACUGCCAAGAACAGCAUCUCCGUGCUGGACUACCCCUACUGUGUGGUGCAUGAGCUGCCAGAGCUGACGGCUGAGAGCCUGGAAGCUGGAGACAACAACCAGUUCUGCUGGCGGAACCUCUUCUCCUGCAUAAACCUCCUGCGCAUCCUGAACAAGCUGACCAAGUGGAAGCAUUCCCGCACCAUGAUGCUGGUGGUGUUCAAGUCGGCGCCGAUCCUGAAGCGGGCUCUGAAGGUGAAGCAGGCCAUGAUGCAGCUCUACGUGCUGAAGCUGCUCAAGGUGCAGACCAAGUACCUGGGCAGGCAGUGGAGGAAGAGCAACAUGAAAACCAUGUCAGCCAUCUACCAGAAAGUGAGGCACCGCACCCUGGCAUCCCAGCCCAACGAGCGACUGUGGCCCCUGGCACCCCAGCCCGCAUCCCUGUUCCCAGACCUGGAUGCCCGUCCCUGGGAUUUCCAGGCAGAGGAGUGUGCCCUGCGUGCCAGCAUCGAGCGCUUCAACUCGCGGCGCUACGACCGCGCCCACGGCAACCCCGACUUCGUGCCCGUGGACAACUGCCUGCAGAGCGUGCUGGGCCAGAGGGUGGAGCUGCCCGAGGACUUCCAGCUCAACUACGACCUCUGGCUGGAGAGGGAGGUGUUCUCCCGGCCCAUCUCGUGGGAGGAGCUGCUGCAGUGAUGGACACAGGGAUGCAGGAUGGGUUGCUUGGAGAGCUGGAGGCUCACGGGGCAGGGGGGUCUCUGGGUGGCUGUGCUGUUGUGGUGGGCUUGGGAAGAGCAUGGAGCUGAGACCACAUCCUGCCCCUCUGCCUCCUUCCAGGCUCAUCCCAAAGCUGAGGGUGCCCUGGGGGUUUCCUGUUUGGGGGGGAUCUCUGCCCACCCCCUGUGAUGCUUUCAGGGGCAUUUCCUUCUCGUGCCCCCCGGCCAGGAAGGGGGAGCAGGUGGCAGUGGGGUCCUUGGGUGGGACACCAGGCUGGCCCUGCCCAGCCCCCCUGGGGGGUUUGGGGGCUUGAGGGGCUGGGGUGGCCUCCCCUCACCCCACGAGGGGUGCAGGAGCUGUACAUAUAUUAUAUAUAUUUGGUGAUACCUCU
Camarhynchus parvulus is the source of this 2933-nucleotide messenger RNA. It is a transcript of the gene STRIP1, whose product is annotated as striatin interacting protein 1. Lineage: Eukaryota; Metazoa; Chordata; Aves; Passeriformes; Thraupidae. Gene Ontology annotation, cellular component: cytosol. The record is from RefSeq and is a predicted model, not a curated record. The transcript has 21 exons. Gene Ontology annotation, biological process: cytoskeleton organization. Bases 23 to 2521 code for a protein of 832 amino acids.